This is a messenger RNA of Paramuricea clavata, 306 nucleotides long. Lineage: Eukaryota; Metazoa; Cnidaria; Anthozoa; Malacalcyonacea; Plexauridae. The record is from the annotation of a GenBank genome assembly.
AUGACUAACUUUUGUUUACUAAAAUUAAAUUGUGAAACAUCAAAUUGUGAAACAUCAAAUUGUGAAACAUCAAAUUGUGAAACAUCAAAUUAUCAAACAUCAAAUUGUGAAACAUCAAAUUGUGAAACAUCAAAUUGUGAAACAUCAAAUUGUGAAACAUCAAAUUAUCAAACGUCAAAUUGUGAAACAUCAAAUUGUGAAACAUCAAAUUGUGAAACAUCAAAUUGUGAAACACCAAAUUGUGAAACAUCAAAUUGUGAAACAUCAAAUUGUGAAACAUCAAAUUGUGAAACCGUCAAAUUGUGA